Carya illinoinensis is the source of this 2054-nucleotide messenger RNA. Its product is annotated as UDP-glucose iridoid glucosyltransferase-like. Lineage: Eukaryota; Viridiplantae; Streptophyta; Magnoliopsida; Fagales; Juglandaceae. Gene Ontology annotation, molecular function: UDP-glycosyltransferase activity. The coding region runs from base 300 to 1715 and encodes 471 amino acids. The record is from RefSeq and is a predicted model, not a curated record. The transcript is spliced from 2 exons.
GUCUCGGCCAGUGCCAUGAAAAACAGAACAUAGAAAAUCAGAGGAAUUCUUUUUAGCCUUGUGUCGAACACCUCUUGUGCUUGGUUAUACAUAAUCUAAUGAUAAAUAUCUAACAAAAUAUUUGAUUAGGUAGCAUACAAACAAGAUCAAGCUUGGCACGUGAAGUCCUGAAUUUUAAGUUGAAUAUAGAUUUAUUAUUUACUACUAUUGUAGAUUUGUUUUUUUCGGGUGGAUUCCAAUUUUUAUAAGAAUUCGGCAGGGUGACAGCUAGCCGAAGAAAGCAAAAAUCGAUACACUAGAUGCAACCUCCUUUGUGUGUAUCGUCCCUGAGAGGUAGGCCGAAGAUGGAAAAGAACGGACAGAAACAUCGCCGCCGGUUAGUUCUACUUCCAUGUCCAUUUCAAGGACACAUAAAUCCCAUGCUUCAACUAGGUAGCUUUCUUCACUCCAAGGGAUUCUCCAUUACAGUUAUUCACUGCAACUUCAACUCUCCUAACCCUUCCAACCAACCUUCUUUCGAGUUCAUUCCGUUCCAGGAUGGCUUAUCCUGUAACGAUGUAUCAUCUGGGGAUAUAGUAAGGAUUAUACAGAGGGCGAAUGUCGGAUGCAAAUCGCAUCUCCACGAAUGCUUGUCUCAGAUAAUAACGCAACGGCGAGGAGGCCAAAAAGAUGAUGUCGCCUGCAUCAUCCAUGAUGAACUCAUGUACAUCUCCCAGUCUGUGGCCAAUUCUUUGAAGCUUCCAAGUAUCGUCUUUCGCACCACCUGUGCUGCUACUUCUCUGGCUCGUACCGCCAUUCCCAUACUCAAGGCAGAAGGUUACAUUCCCUUUCAAGAUUCUGAAUCACAGGACCCAGUCCCUGGUCUUCAUCUACUCAGGUUUAAGGAUCUACCCAUUCCCAGGUCUAAAACUUUAGGCGGCUUUGAGCAGCUAGUUGUUGACGCGUAUAACAUUGGAACAUCAUCAGCCAUCGUUUGGAAUACCAUGGAAAGCCUUGAAUUAUCAUUAUUGGAGCAAAUCCAACAACAAUGCCAAGUUCCAGUUCUUCCCGUUGGUCCUGUGCACAAAUUUGCUCCAGCCUCUUAUUGCAGUAGCUUAUUGGAAGAAGACAGGAGCUGUAUGUCAUGGCUUGGGAAGCAAACUAAAAACUCAGUUAUAUACGUAAGCAUGGGAAGCUUAGCAUUUAUGGAUGAGAAAGAGCUAACUGAAAUGGCAUGGGGACUAGCCAACAGUCAGCAGCCUUUCUUGUGGGUGAUUCGACCUGGCUCAAAUAGUGACGGUUCAGACCAAAGGAUAGAAGAACUUCCGAAAGUUCUCAGAGAAACGUUUGGAGAGAGAGGUUGCAUCGUGAAAUGGGCACCACAGAAGGAAGUUCUGGCGCAUAGCUCGGUGGGAGGGUUUUUGAGCCAUUGUGGCUGGAACUCAACGCUGGAGAGUAUUUGUGAAGGGGUUCCAAUGAUUUGCAGACCUUCUUUCGGGGACCAGAAAGUGAAUGCAAGGUACCUGAGCCAUGUAUGGAGGGUAGGUUUCGAAUUGGAGGAGUUGGAGAGAGCUCAGAUAGAGAAAGCUGUAAGAAAAUUAAUGGUGGAUAAGGAAGGGGAGGCGGUGAGAGAGAAUGCCAAUAAUUUGAAGGGAAAAGCUGAACUCUGCAUUAGAGAAGGUGGUUCCUCCGACAACUCCCUGAACAGGCUGGUGGAUAUGAUCAUGUCAUUUUAAUUGCAAAGAUACUGUUGUCACAUGCACAAGGUCACAACUUGGUCUCUUUACUAAAGUCGACCUGCAGCACUUCAUGUGUCUUGAGUACUCGUACUACUCGAGCCUAGCUAGAGUCCUCCAUAAUAUUUUUUUUACUUUAUUUUAGCCUUCUGCUGAAUUAUUUCUUAAUCCCAAGAAAAGAUCGGUGUUCAUUUUGUUCAUUGAUUUUGGCCAACAGUGGUCACUGUUGCAUCAAUAACUUGAAUUGUACUCUUCUAACUUUCCAGUACGGUUCAUCCUUUGCAUCUCGCAUGCAUGCAUUGUUUAAUCGAAUUCAAACUCUUUUCAUGUUUUGAUUCA